Musa acuminata AAA Group (dessert banana) is the source of this 2793-nucleotide messenger RNA. RefSeq names its product protein JINGUBANG-like. The transcript has a single exon. Gene Ontology annotation, molecular function: protein binding. The record is from RefSeq and is a predicted model, not a curated record. NCBI's taxonomy places the organism in Eukaryota, Viridiplantae, Streptophyta, Magnoliopsida, Zingiberales, Musaceae. Bases 532 to 2031 code for a protein of 499 amino acids.
CCUUGUGAUCUAAACACCUGUCGUCGGACCCUUAAAGCCGUCAAACCCAUAGAAGCCUAACACGUUUUCUCUAACCGGUCAAAGGGCUGUCGACGCGUCACGGCUGUCUGAAAGAGGACAGGGAACAACAGGCGUUCACAGUAUACACUUGGUGGGCCAGCUACCAAUUUGGUACGUGUCCUCCUAGUUUAUGGAGAGAGUAUGUGCUUCGUGACUUGCACAUGACAUGAGAUCCCCUGUUACGGUUGACGACUAUCGCCGCGAUAGCCGUCCAACAACCGGUUCCGCUCCACACUGCGGUCGAACGCCUUACGUGCGGUCGAAGUCUUCUUCGUCCACGUGGCGUGGCCUCGUGGCUUCUCUUUUCGUAUUUAUACGCGGCCUGGCCACCGCCAUCGAGCUUUAGUUGGCUCGCUCCGAUCUCUUUCCUUCUGUGGCUCGAAAACUUUCGGCUUUCUUCGCACCGAAACUUCCUCUUCUUUUAUCCCAGACAACAACGACAGUCUUUGGAGUUCAUACAUUGCGUCGAGCAUGAGAGAUCGGAAGGUAAGCACGGGAAGCCCGCCGCGCGGUUCCAAACUGUUCGAUCUCUUCCACACCGACACAAUGAUCCAGUCCGAGGACGAGCUCCCCACCGACAGCGGCAGCAUUGCCCUCUCCACCACCGCUAGCCCUGGCUAUUACUCCGAUCGCAAUCCGACCAGCACCGGGGCUUCCCCUUAUUUUCUGUCUCCCUGGAACCCCGUGGCUGUCUCGCCCUUCGCCAAGUCCCCCUGGGCUUACCUCCCCCUCCUCUCCGACGAGGUCGCCGACCCCUGCGCUACCGGUCUGGUCGGGUCACUCGUUCGCGAGGAGGGGCACGUCUACUCCCUCGCAUCCGCCGGGGACAUCCUCUACACCGGCUCCGACAGCAGGAACAUCCGUGUCUGGAAGGGCCGCCGCGAGUUGUCCGGGUUCAAGUCCAGCAGCGGCCUCGUCAAGGCUAUCGUCGUCGCCGGAGACAGGAUCUUCACCGGCCACCAGGACGGCAAGAUUCGCAUCUGGAAGACCUCCUCGAAGAAUCCAGCCGUCCACAGGCGAGUGGGGACGCUCCCUAGGCUCAAGGACUUGCUGAAGAGCUCCAUCAACCCGUCCAACUAUGUCGAGGUGCGACGUCACCGCAACGUCGUGUGGCUUCGGCAUUUCGAUGCGGUUUCUUGUCUCAGCCUCGACGAAGAGGCCGGGAUACUGUACUCCGGAUCUUGGGAUAAGACGGUGAAGGUGUGGAGGAUUUCGGACUCCAAGUGCCUCGAAUCCAUCAAGGCGCACGACGACGCUGUCAACGCGGUAGCGACCGGGUUCGGCGGGUUGCUAUUCACGGGGUCGGCAGACGGGACGGCGAAGGUGUGGCGGAGGGAAGCGGCGGGGAAAGGAGGCGCCACCAGGCACGUCCUAGUGCAGAUGCUGCUGCGGCAGGAGAGCGCGGCUACGGCGGUGGCAGUGUCGGAGGCGGCCGGAGUGGUGUACUGCGGUUCGUCGGACGGGGCGGUGAACUACUGGCGCUGGCAAGGAUGGUGGCGGCAGCUGGAGCACGGCGGGAAGCUCCGCGGGCACCGGAUGGCGGUGCUGUGCCUCGCGGCGGCCGGGAGACUUGUGGUCAGCGGGUCCGCGGACAAGACCCUGUGCGUCUGGCGAAGGGAGGCGACGAGUGGCGACGGCUGGGACCACACGAAGCUGGCGGUGCUCGCGGGGCACCAGGGGCCCAUCAAGUGUCUGGCGGUGGAGGAGGAGGACGACAGCCAGGGCGGGGCGGUCAUCGCUGCUCCCGGGGGACCGCGGUACGUGGUGUACAGCGGGAGCCUGGACAAGUCGGUCAAGGUGUGGCGGGUGUUGGAGCGGGAGGCCACGGCGGGGGCGACGCCGGUGCGUGGACUGGCGGAGGCGGAGACCCCCGACGGAAAGCUGGGACGGUCGCCUCUGCGUGCCGGGGGUGGCGGAGCGGGGGCGCCCACGAGCGAUGGCGCGGCUUCGAGCACGCGGGCUGCCGCGUGAGCACACGUGAAGAUUUAGCCUGCUUGGUUUGUACAUCCUAACUGAGCCCGUCCUCCACAAGGCAAAGCAAAAGUACACGUUUUUCUGUUUCUUUUCUUCUUUUUUAUACAUCAGUGUGCAUAUUGUUGGAGAUAAGAUAUGGUAAGGAGAGCAGUGUAAGGUGAUUGUUUUAUGGUAAGCAUCCUUUUGUUAAGAAAAGGAGCUUAUUUGUUUGCAUUCAUAUAUAUAUAUAUAUAUAUGAAUUGCAUGUUAUUCUACACCUGAUUAAAAAUACAAAAAAUCUGAACAUAUGUAUGUCAACAUGAAAAGCGUUGGGUUGGAGGUGGGACCCAUAUGAAUCAGCAGGUAUUUAAUGAGGACGCCGACCCAACGCAAUCGAUGGCUGACGUGGAUUGAUAAGACGUGGAAUCACGGGGCCGCCAUGAACGCUCCUUCAAGGAGAUCAUUUUUGGCAGCGGAGACAAAAUGGCGAGCACACGUCGUCUUCAACAGUUAAAUCGAGUGCCGGUGUCAACGAAAUAUGAUUCGGUCAUGUCAACGUCUGAUUCCCCCCCAGUACUUAUCAGACGCAGCUCCAAUCGGAUACCGUCUGCGGAUGAUUAGAGUUAGUGGUACAAAGCGAUUCGAUUGGAGCUGUUGAUAUCACUGUCCAUUCAUGAGUCUCGAUGUUAAUCCAUUCAGCAGUUGAUAGACCAUUCAACGCUGUUGGCUCCUCCGAUCAAAGGUACAGUGACCUCAUAUUUGUUGGGAGUACUGUUUUGU